AACAAGUGCGCGCCAAGCCAAGACAGACCGCGCGCAAACGUAACUUUUGCCGUGCACGAAUCGAAACUCGAAAAACAAAUAAAAAUACUGAAAAAAAUUAGUGGUGUUAUAAAAUAAUGAAAUAAAAGUGUGUUUUGUUAGUGAUAUUUGUGUGUGUUUGCAAUUUACUGAAGGAUUAUUGAACGCAGUAGACCAAUCAGGGCAAGAUGGCGACGAAAUCGUACAGUAAACACAAGGAGUACAAAGAGUACUCCAGCAGCGGUAACAUUCCCUACACCGACGAACAGUUUGACAUGCUGAAAUCCGACCUGAUCCCAAAAGGCAGCAAGCUGGAUUCCUUCGGAACAGGUGGAGGCGCUCGCGAGUACCACUACGAGUAUAAGGAGGAGAAGCAUCCCUCUGGCAAGUACGACAGGAAGGAUCUUCACACUGUCGAGCAAUACACAAUCCCACCGAAAACGGUGCCCAAGGCGUCGGAAAGCAGCUCGUACUACUAUGAGAGGGAGGAACGCGAGCUACCUGCCAUCACCACAGGCACCCGCACCUAUAACUAUGAAAGCAACGCCAGCUCCACUCCUGGUUAUUCCAAGGUGAAGAGCUCGAAGGUGACAAAGGAGCUGUCUCAGAACGUGGAUGAGCUGGACUCGCUGCUAGAUGAUCUGCAGAAGGACCAGGAGAGGCAGCUUUAUAAGAGUGGAUACACAUCAGACACCGCUGAAAGCACGUCUUUUGACUACAAACGCGGAACGCCCGCUAAAGCCCCAUCAAGUGGGUACUCUACCCUCAAACGCGAGGAGCGCCUGGAGAGCUCCUCGUGGGCGCCCAGCCCUCCGCCCGUGGCCAGGACCGCUGAGUUACGCCAGGAGGUCUACAGAGAGGAGAAGACAGAGUCCCGCGUGGUGCCGUCGCAGGUGUCGCCGGCGCUGCCGCUGGCCGUGCCGCAGCCCGUCUGCUCCCAUUGCCAUCACUCCACCGGCACGCUGUCCCGGUCCAGUACCCCCAUGAACAAGGUGACCACGACUGUCAAGACCUACACGUACGAGGUGCCGUGCGACCAGGACCCGGCGUCCGUGCCGCUGCCGCCGGUGGCUGACCACCAGCACACUUACGUGUCUUCGGCUGAUCAGCAGCGCUAUGUUACCUCCAGCACGAGCACGCUGAAGCCGGCCCCGUCGCCGGCGCCGGGCGGCUGCCAGUACUGCUCGCACUGCAACCGGCACGUGCGGGAGUUCCGCCAGGUCACCUCCAACGAUGAGCACACAAGCGAGCGCAUGGUGUACCCGGCGCCGGCCAACGAGACCACCGUGCUGCCUUCAGGGCCUUCAGGGCCUUCCGAGCCGCGCAAUGGACACGGCCCCUACGGUCCAUCCUCCUACAAGUACUCGGAGACGUCGUACUCCUCGCACAACACGACGCAGCGCUUCCCCGCUUCCCCGCCACUCCCCGCUACGACCCACCUAAGCCCCGCGCCCUCGCCCGCGCCCUUCCCGCGUCCCGCGACCCCCUCGGCUGGCACCCAGCAGCCGCCUAAGAAGCUGGAUGAUUUGCUGGCUGAUUUCCCGGAGGCUGUAAGUUGGGUUUUGUUAUCAGUACGCAAUUUUAAGUUAGAAAUUAUAAACUGGUAUAAAGUCUGGUCGUCGAGCACGUAGAAUUUCGUACAA
Molecule: messenger RNA, 1661 nt
Organism: Ostrinia furnacalis (Asian corn borer)
Lineage: Eukaryota; Metazoa; Arthropoda; Insecta; Lepidoptera; Crambidae
Product: flocculation protein FLO11
Exons: 12
Coding region: 207-1649 (480 amino acids)
Source: RefSeq, a predicted model, not a curated record